AUGCGGAAAACCCACGCUACGAGGUUUUAUGAUGAUAAACCAGAUAUUUCAAAUAACGGGAACAAUGUAAAGAAUAAACCGUUGUUUCUAAGUAUACUUAGAGGUCUUGUCUUUCUUCAUCAGGGAUUGGCUUUCAGUGUAGCAUCUGUGUUAUCAAUAACACCUGAGAAGAGGUCAAUUAUAUCGAGCCUUUCAGGUCUGUGUUUUCACUUGCUCAAACCGAGUAAGCAACAUUCCUUUCUCUUUGAGAAACUACCAGCUAAUUGGACUGAAGUGGGGAAUGCGGUAGCGGCAUAUCGUUUAGCACAGAUCCGGCAGGGGCAAGACUCUCCUUGCAGCCGAGUGCAAAUCCGAAUUCAUUUUUCGUAUUAUAGUCCAAGAUAUGCAAAAGUAAAGUACUCUAUCGCUAGUGCUGUCAAUAGCAUAUGUAAUGAACAAGUAACAUCAACUACAACUACCGAAGGUAAGGCAACACUCCUAGCGCUAAGAAGCAUAGAAAGCCCUCACGCGCGCACUCUAUCAGACUAUGAAUUUCUUACCUUUCCCUAA
This is a messenger RNA of Striga asiatica, 549 nucleotides long. The record is from the annotation of a GenBank genome assembly. NCBI's taxonomy places the organism in Eukaryota, Viridiplantae, Streptophyta, Magnoliopsida, Lamiales, Orobanchaceae.